AUGUACUCACUUGGUUUGGUAUGCAGCACUCGCAAUGAUCCCGAUAUCACUGAGAAAGGCACUUCGGAGCACAUCAAUCUGAACAAGAAUACUUCUGCCAAGAUCAAGAAUCCCCUCGCAGAUUUGAGCCCCGCUCAAGUGGUGCAAGAUGUCGAGGACUUUGCCAACGAACACCAGUUGAUUGACAUUCUUCCCUUGCUCCAGAAGGGAGCUCUUGUGGCCCGCGAUCCCCAGAAUUUCUCCGAGGUGCCCGACAUCACUCAAGCUGAAGCCGCCGCCAUUGAGGCCGAAGUGACUCACAAGUGGCGUCAGCCGAAGGCUCUUUACUUUACCAUCAUUCUCUGCUCCAUUGGAGCUGCUGUUCAAGGAUGGGAUCAGACUGGAAGUAAUGGCGCCAAUCUUUCUUUCCCCGUUGCGCUUGGAAUUCCAGAGACGGGCCCUGAUGCGGAGAAAAACCAGUGGCUUGUCGGCGUCAUCAAUGCGGCUCCGUACAUGUCCAGUGCUGUUAUCGGCUGUUGGCUGUCUGAUCCGCUCAACAAAUAUUUGGGUCGCCGUGGCGCUAUCUUCAUGUCUGCUAUCUUCUGCCUUCUGACUCCGAUUGGGUCGGCCGUGAGUCAGACCUGGCCUCAGCUGUUUGUGACUCGUCUGCUAUUGGGCCUGGGAAUGGGCUUGAAGGCAUCCACAAUUCCAAUGUUCUGUGCUGAGAACACCCCGGCAUCUAUCCGUGGGGGUCUGGUGAUGUGUUGGCAGUUGUGGACAGCGUUUGGCAUCUUCCUUGGGACCUCGGCGAACCUUGCUGUCAAAGACACUGGAGAUAUCUCCUGGAGACUCCAACUGGGUUCAGCCUUUAUUCCAGCUGUUCCUUUGCUCCUUGGUGUCUUUAUGUGUCCGGAGUCACCUCGUUGGUACAUCAAGAAGGGCAAGAUGCGCAACGCCUACCGGUCUUUGUGCCGCUUGCGCAACACCGAACUACAGGCUGCACGAGACCUCUACUACAUCUAUGCUCAGAUCAAGGUCGAGCAGGAUCUUGCUGGCGAUAGCAACUAUGCCACUCGGUUCGUGGAGCUCUUUACCGUCCCGCGGAUUCGACGGGCAACCCUAGCUUCCUUCGUUGUCAUGAUUGCGCAGCAGAUGUGUGGGAUCAAUAUCGUUGCUUUCUAUUCCUCAACUGUCUUUCAGCAGGCCGGUGCUAGUGUCACGGGAGCGCUAUUCGCCUCUUGGGGCUUUGGCCUUGUGAACUUCAUUUUCGCAUUCCCGGCGGUGUUUACUAUUGACACCUAUGGACGCCGAACUUUGCUUCUGUUCACGUUCCCCCAGAUGGCCUGGACUUUGCUGGCUGCAGGUUUCUGUUUUUACAUCCCCAAGGAGCAGACAGCCCACAUAGCGUGUAUUGCACUCUUUAUCUUCUUGUUUGCGGCCUUCUACUCCCCGGGUGAGGGACCGGUUCCAUUCACUUACUCUGCGGAGGUGUUCCCUCUGUCUCAUCGUGGUAACAUAGAGAUCGGAAUGGCUUGGGCUGUGGCAGUGUGUCUCGGCUGGGCUGCGGUGCUUUCGAUUACUUUCCCCCGUAUGCUUGCCGUCAUGACCCCAACCGGUGCCUUUGGCUUCUAUGCGGGCUUGAAUGUGACUGCUUUUGUCAUGAUCUACCUUUGGGUCCCUGAGACUAAGCAGCGGACUUUGGAAGAGCUUGACUACAUCUUCGGUGUUCCUACUCGGAUGCAUAUGCGUUACCAGGUCUUCCACGUGCUACCCUGGUGGAUUAAUCGCUACAUUUUCCGCCGUCAGGUUACGUUGGAGCCCCUGUACAAACUUGAUCACCUCGCUACCAGUGGCUAA
Molecule: messenger RNA, 1836 nt
Organism: Aspergillus ibericus CBS 121593
Lineage: Eukaryota; Fungi; Ascomycota; Eurotiomycetes; Eurotiales; Aspergillaceae
Exons: 7
Coding region: 1-1836 (611 amino acids)
Biological process (GO): transmembrane transport
Cellular component (GO): membrane
Molecular function (GO): myo-inositol:proton symporter activity
Source: RefSeq, a predicted model, not a curated record